GGAGUAUCAAUUAAUUGAUCCACAGGUGUAUUCCUGGUCAAUUAUCCAUCAUGGAGGGAGAAGAAAUCGUAACACCGAUGGAUGGUCAGCAAGGAUUUGUUGCCGUAGAUAUUGUGGUGUUAGUGCUUUACUUUGUGCUUGUUCUCGCCGUGGGUUUGGGAUCAAUGUGUCGAUCCAACCGGGGGAGCACUGAGGGAUAUUUCUUAGCUGGAGGAGCAAUGCUAUGGUUUCCUGUGGGGGCUUCAUUGUUCGCUAGUAACAUUGGUAGUGAGCACUUCAUAGGCCUAGCAGGAUCUGGGGCAUCAUCAGGCAUUGGUGUCGGUGCCUUUGAACUCAAUGCCAUUAUCUUGCUUCAAGUGAUGGGGUGGGUGUUCCUCCCUGUGUACCUUGCUGCUGGUAUCUACACCAUGCCUGAGUAUCUGCAGAAAAGAUUUGGAGGAAGGAGGAUCAGAAUGUACAUCGCUGUAGUCUCACUCAUCUUAUACAUCUUCACCAAGAUAUCAGUUGAUCUGUACUCUGGAGCUUUGUUCAUCCAGCAAGCACUUGGUUGGAAUCUUUAUGUAUCCAUCUUCUCCCUACUGGCUAUCACAGCAUUGUACACGGUGACAGGUGGACUGGCUGCCGUCAUCUUCACAGACACCUUGCAGGCGAUGAUCAUGUUGAUAGGAGCACUCUGGCUCUGUAUUGAAAGUUUCAAAGCAAUCGGUGGUUAUCAAAAUUUGGAGCCCUUGUAUGCCCAAGCCAUCGCCAACGAGACGUACUACUCCAACAGCUCCUGUGGUCUCCCUAGGGAUGAUUACUUUCAUCUCUUCCGUCAUCCCGUGAACUCUGACCUCCCGUGGCCUGGGUUCAUCUUUGGGCAGACUGCUGCAUCCCUCUGGUACUGGGCCACAGAUCAGGUAAUUGUUCAGAGAGCUCUGUCAGCUAAGAACCUGUCACAUGGACAAGGGGGGACGCUCUUUGCUGGGCUCUGUAAAAUCACACCUAUCUUCUUUAUUGUUAUGCCUGGCAUGAUUGCACGCAUACUAUUCCCAGAUAUUGUGGCCUGCACCGAUAAUUGUGAGGAGAUCUGUGGCUCUAAAGAUGGCUGCUCCAACCUCGCCUACCCUCUUCUUGUCAUGAAUGUACUCCCUAAAGGUAUCCGUGGCCUUAUGUUAGCUGUGAUGCUCAGUGCACUCAUGAGCUCCUUGACGUCGAUCUUCAACAGCGGCUCAACGAUCUUCACCAUGGAUAUCUGGAGGUUUCUCCGGAGGUUCCCUUCUGACAAGGAGAUGACUAAAUUGAGCCGAAAACAGAACAAGAAAUACGAGCUCGAGCUCAUGAUAGUUGGACGAGUGUUUGUCGUCAUUUUAGUUGCUAUUAGCGUGCUCUGGGUUCCUAUUGUGAUGAGUGGAGAAGGGGGACAGCUCUUUCAUUACAUCCAACAAAUCACUGCUUAUCUUGCUCCAUCAAUUGCUGGUCUUUUCACUGUUGCAUUGCUAUGGGAACGGAUCAAUGAAGCGGGCGCCUUCUGGGGGUUAACCGGUGCCUUCAUCAUUGGUAUGAUACGCAUGGUGCUGGACUUUGUGUACCCUUCCCCUGGAUGCGGGGAAGAAGACCUUCGACCUUAUGGCGUCAAACAUCUGCUAAUGCACUAUAUGUACUUUGCUCUUUUUCUCUAUCUCUGGACGAUGUUGAGUGUCAUCAUUAUUAGUCUCUUCACAAAGCCUAUUCCAAAACAAUAUCUGUAUCGUUUGACAUUCUGGACGAGGUUUAGCAAAGCUGAGAGAUGGGACAUCAUGGCUUACCAGGCUGGGAAGGAAGUGACAGACAAUGGAGAGAAGAAAGAGGGUGCUCUUCACUCCGAUGAAAAGAAGUAUGAGCCUUUAGAUAUUCUUGAUGAUGCUAGACCAGAAAAUGGUGCUGAAGAUAAUACCAACUUUGAAGGUCCAAACGAGGAGGAAUCAUGGUGGCAUCGAUCGUUCAACUGGUUCUGCGGUUUCUCAAAUCAAGAGUACAUCAGCGACUCACAGCUCAAAGCCAGGGAGACCACCCAGAUGGCUAAAGUUAUCCAACGCAAGAGAGAUAAAAUCAUUCUCAAUGUCCUCUGUGUCUUUGUUAUCCUAAUAGGCGUGGUUCUCUAUGGCAUUUAUGCAUAAUCAAUUUGUAUAUUCCUUAGCCCAUGAAGGGUUAAUGGCAUUUCCAAAAUAUUCUGCGAUGCAUGAAUGAUGCCGAAAGUUCAUUUCAAAGCAUGUUGAAAUAUAGGACAGUUGUGAGGUUGAUGAAAAAUAAUAAUAAUAUUCCGCAUUUAUAUAGCGCUUAAUACAUCAAAACGACAUUUCUAAAUGCGUUACAGACAUAUUAUUACCCCGGUCAUCGGAUCCUUGCAUGCCCGCAUACAAUGCAUGCACCUUCUCCACUC
Lytechinus variegatus (green sea urchin) is the source of this 2401-nucleotide messenger RNA. RefSeq names its product sodium/glucose cotransporter 4-like. The record is from RefSeq and is a predicted model, not a curated record. Gene Ontology annotation, cellular component: plasma membrane. Gene Ontology annotation, biological process: transmembrane transport. The coding region runs from base 51 to 2138 and encodes 695 amino acids. The transcript has 13 exons. Gene Ontology annotation, molecular function: D-glucose:sodium symporter activity. NCBI's taxonomy places the organism in Eukaryota, Metazoa, Echinodermata, Echinoidea, Temnopleuroida, Toxopneustidae.